AUGGCACGGUUGGUCUGCAAUGUGAGGGAAUCCGAAGGAAGAGAGAACAACACCGACAGGCGACGCGAUAUGGUUUUCGUUUCCUCGCCUUCCCUGUCACACCUUUCAUCGAACAUGUUGAAGGCAAUAGUGGAAGAGGAAUUGGAUCGGCACUGGGACGAGAUGCAGGCCGAUUGCCUCAUCAAUAUCUUCCGCCGCCUCGCCCUCGGAGAUCUCGCCGUCGCCGUCCCCUUCGUCUGCAAGUCCUGGUACCGCGCCUCCCUCGACCCUAGCUGCUGGUGCCGUCUCAACUUCCGCUCCUUCGAUUUCACACCCUGGAGCCCUUUCUCCUGCGCCUUUGCACUCCGCUACCACCUCCACUCCCCCCUCUCCUUCUCCGCCUUCCUCUGUUUCUCCCUCCACCGCUCCCGCGGCGUCGUCGACCAACUCACCUUCCCCCUUUCCUCUGCCGUCUCCAUCCACAACCUCGCCUAUGCCUCUGUCAAAUGCCCGAGAUUGAAGGCGCUGGCUUUGCCGGACAACCUGAUGCUGGAGGAUGACCUUCGAAUCCCGGAGCUGGUGCGGCGGUGGAAGGAUCUGGAGCAUCUGGAGAUGGAGACCAAGCCCUCCUCAUUCCUGGAGGCGGUCGCCGAGAUCGGCCAUAACUGCCCGCGGUUCGUCGGGUUGAAGGUGCGCGGGCUAAUCGGGCGCGAGGACGCCAAGGCCCUGGCGCGGUGCUUACCGGAGCUGAAGCACCUGGAGUUGAGCAAGUCCUACUUGACCAAGGACGAGCUGUUGGUGGUCAUCGGCGGCUGCCGGAAGUUGGAAACGUUGACCGUAAAGGAUUGCCUCAGAUUCCAGGCGGACGACGAGAUUCUGAAGCUGGUGUCAUGCAUCGAGCGGUUCGAGCACGAGGGGUCGACACUUCUCGAUGAUUACGGGUACGAGAUCGAUGAGUCGGAGCAACAAACCGGAUUCUUCCACCGGUGA
Zingiber officinale is the source of this 969-nucleotide messenger RNA. Its product is annotated as F-box/LRR-repeat protein At3g48880-like. Lineage: Eukaryota; Viridiplantae; Streptophyta; Magnoliopsida; Zingiberales; Zingiberaceae. Bases 1 to 969 code for a protein of 322 amino acids. The transcript has 2 exons. The record is from RefSeq and is a predicted model, not a curated record. Gene Ontology annotation, molecular function: protein binding.